Molecule: messenger RNA, 1947 nt
Organism: Mycosarcoma maydis (corn smut)
Lineage: Eukaryota; Fungi; Basidiomycota; Ustilaginomycetes; Ustilaginales
Exons: 1
Coding region: 1-1947 (648 amino acids)
Biological process (GO): ubiquinone biosynthetic process; cellular respiration
Cellular component (GO): mitochondrion
Molecular function (GO): ubiquinone binding
Source: RefSeq, a predicted model, not a curated record
AUGCAGCAGCACACUCUGCUAGUCGUUGGAGGGGCUGGCUUCCUCGGCAGUGCCAUCUCGAAGGCUGCACUUGCCAAAGGCUGGCGCGUACUCUCGAUCUCGCCAUCAGGAACACCGUACCACACACCCGCCGGCCACCGUCCAGCUUGGUCGUCUAGCCCUAACAUCGAAUGGCAUGCGGCUGACGCGCUCAAUCCUUCUUCUUAUGCGCAUCUAGCAGAUCGGGCUACUGCUGCUGUGCACACGGUUGGCAUCCUUCUCGAGUCGGAUUACAAGUCAAAAUCGUCGCAGGCUUUGCCCAUUCGCAAUGCGAUCGCCGGUAUCGCCAGAGGUUGGGGCUGGAACCUUAGCGCAACAAAGGCUGAUGCGAACCCGCUACAUGACGCCAAGUAUCCGGGCGCGGAUGCUGCACCUGCGUCUUCUUCGUCUUCUGGAAGCUCAUCCAAGUUCAGCUACGAGCACAUGAACCGAGACAGCGCAAUUGCGGUUGCUCACACUUUCCUCUCUUCGUUACGACAUCGCUAUUUCCAUUCGACUGGGACGCUGAGCUCGGCAGCCAGAUCAGAACCUGCGCCAUUCAUCUACAUUUCGGCCGAGGAUCUCUUCCGACCUGUGGUGGAUGCAAGGUACAUCCGCACAAAACGUCAAGCCGAGUCAGCCAUUGCACGCCUUGCAUCUCACCACCAAGCUCCUCGACCUCGAAGCUCCUCUGAACAAGAUGCGCGUAUCAUCUUUGAUUCGGACGGCGCAGGUCUGGAAGCUGAACUUCACGAUGAGCUCACGUCCGACUCAUCUGAUGUGCAUGGCUUUGAGGAUCGCGAUACACAGUCGAGCGCGUCUCAGGGUUUGGUGCGGCCCGUGUUCUUGCGACCGGGACUCAUGUAUCACCCGCACACUCGACCUGCUUCGACACUACCCGCUGCGAUCUUGGAGGCGUCAGCUGCGCUCCAUCGCUCUCCACCGCUGCCGCUUCCCAUCCCGACCCCGGCACAGCUGAUCGCCAAGCUUGGGAGUGGCGGCAGUGCAACGCAGUCGAUAGCACGUCUGCUGACCACGCCACCAUUGCAUGUCGAUACGGUGGCCAAAGCGGUGUGCGCUGCUAUCGAGGAUGAAAAUGUAUUUGGAGCGGUGGAUGUGUACGGUAUUCGUAAGCUUGCUGGCUGGAAAGACGAUGCUUCGCUUGGUGCCAGUGUCUAUGGUGAGAGCGUAGUGAGCGGUGCGCGUACGGGACGACCAUGGCCGUCGAAUCAUCAGCAGCCGCUGCACGCUGCUUCGAGACCUGUCCCUGGCCAUGCUGCUGCUGCUGCUGCUGCUACGCCGGCUGGGCAACAGCGAAGUUUCUUCAGCCUUCCGGACCUGGGCAAGCUCGCUUCAGGUGCCCUGUCGUCCGCAUCCACGAUCACAGGCGGCAAAGGCGGGGAGAGUCGGUCGUACCAGGAUGAGCAGGGCAGAACCGUGUACGAAACGUGCAAGAUGCUAUCGCACCCUGCGCAGACGCUGUUCGAGGUAGUCGCCGACGUGAACUCGUACAAGCAGUUCGUUCCCUACUGCCAAGACUCGCGCGUACUCGGGCCUGCGCGCUCUCAGCCGGGCCAAGCACCACCAGUGGUACUCGCAGAUCUCACCGUCGGCUUCGGCAGCUUCUCAGAAACGUACACUUCGCAAGUCACACUCUUCUCGCCUUGCACAAAAGGCUCCAGCCCUGGCGUCGGAAGUGUGGUAGCAGAAGCGGUCCAGCCCAACCGCGUGUUUUCCUUCCUCUCGACAAAGUGGACUUUUCACCCCAGACAAGACGACAAGACGCUGGUCGAGUUCAGCCUGGUCUAUGCGUUCAGAAACCCGGUCUACGCUGCCGUCGCUGGAAACGUGUUCGAACAGAUGAGCGCACAGAUGAUCGAUGCUUUCGAACAGAGGGCGAACAAGCUGCAUCCUGCCCAGCACCGUUGA